This is a messenger RNA of Ambispora leptoticha, 1278 nucleotides long. The record is from the annotation of a GenBank genome assembly. Lineage: Eukaryota; Fungi; Glomeromycota; Glomeromycetes; Archaeosporales; Ambisporaceae.
AUGGCGCAUAGAAAUAAUGAUGUUCCAAAAUACGCAUAUUUCGAAGAAGAUGAAGUACAACAGUCUGUAUCAUUAGUUUCAUCACAACCACAACCUCAACCACAAUCUUUUCCUCCGCAGAAUGAGUAUAAAAUGGAAGAUGGGCAAAUACCGCCCUCCUCAUCAGGGAACUAUAAUAGUGAUGGUAGAUCACCCCGAAGAGGCGAAGGAGGAGAGUAUUAUAAUCAAGGACAUCCACCUCAAAUGAACUAUAAUGUAGGCGGAGAGUAUCAUCUUCAAAAUUAUCAUCCAAAACCAUCACCAUUAAAUAAAAAUCAAUUGCCUUAUGACUAUUAUAAUAGUAAUAGUUCAAUAAUUCAACCGACAACGUCGUCGAUGCCUGAACCGUUCACAAAUUCUUCAACACAAAUUUAUCCUCCUGACCAUAAUAAUCUUCCUCCAUCUGGACAUUAUAAUAAUCCUCGCUCCAUUGAUAACUCAUAUCCAUCAAAUAUUCCUCCUAUUCCCCCUACACAAAAUUACUCUUAUCCAUCCAGAACGCCACCAUCACAUCCAAUAGGUAUAACAUCUCAAUCUCCACCACCACUUCCUCAACAAUAUCAAUCACCAUACCAACCUUCUCCGUCACCAUAUCAAAUUCAUGCAACUUUACCAAAUAAUCCUGAUUACUCGACCGCUACUUACUCGAAUGCAAAUCUUCAUUUAACUCAGCCAUAUACCCGAACAAAUGUACAACAGACACAUUCAUCUCCUCAACAACAAUACUCAGCAUCAUCACCACGACCGCCUUCUCCUCGACAUCAUUCUCAGUCGCCGGUUAAUGGACCUGUGCCAUCAAAACCGGAAGCUUACUCUACACCACAACUUCAUUCGCCUCCCUCAUCAUCAUCAUUACGACCGGCGGCGGCGCCGGCACCAGCUCCAAUAAUAAUAGCUCCAACAUAUGGAGAUAAAAGAGAAAAAAGAGGUGGUGGUCGUCGUAAAGAUCAUCACGACCACGACGACACCUAUUUUGCAGAUUGUGGUAUCACAUUGUUCACCUAUUCACGCACAUUGCCUUCGAAAUGUAGCGGUUUAUGCGAUCCAAAUUCAAAUAAUGGUACAUUGAUUGGAAAUGGAACAUCCAAUAUUCAAGCACCAAGUCUAUUAUCAACGGCUAAUAGUACGGUCAAUAACGCCACUAGUGAUGCGUCACAUACGUGUAGCAAUGUGUCAAAUAUGUUGUGUCGUGUUGGAAGUAGUGGUGGUCGUGGUAGCGGAUGCUGUUAUUGUUGUUGA